Molecule: messenger RNA, 3527 nt
Organism: Athene cunicularia (burrowing owl)
Lineage: Eukaryota; Metazoa; Chordata; Aves; Strigiformes; Strigidae
Gene: TPH1
Product: tryptophan hydroxylase 1
Exons: 11
Coding region: 43-1380 (445 amino acids)
Biological process (GO): serotonin biosynthetic process; aromatic amino acid metabolic process
Cellular component (GO): neuron projection
Molecular function (GO): iron ion binding; tryptophan 5-monooxygenase activity
Source: RefSeq, a predicted model, not a curated record
UAUGCUCAGUACAUCACAGAUCAGUUAAAUAAAUCAAAUUACAUGAUGAUUGAAGAUAAUAAAGAGAAUGAAGACCAUGCAUCUGAAAGAGGAAGAACAGCCAUCAUUUUUUCCUUGAAGAAUGAAGUCGGAGGACUUGUAAAAGCAUUAAAACUCUUUCAGGAGAAGCAUGUAAAUCUGGUACACAUUGAGUCACGGAAGUCCAAGAGACGAAAUUCUGAGUUUGAGAUCUUUGUGGACUGUGACAGUAACAGGGAACAACUGAAUGAGAUUUUCCACCUCCUGAAAUCUCAUGUCAACGUUGUCUCUAUGAACCCGACAGAGCAUUUCAACGUCCAGGAAGAUGACAUGGAGAAUGUUCCCUGGUUUCCAAAGAAGAUCUCAGAUUUGGAUAAGUGUGCAAACAGAGUGCUGAUGUAUGGGUCCGAUUUGGAUGCUGACCAUCCAGGUUUCAAAGACAAUGUCUAUCGCAAGAGGCGAAAGUAUUUUGCAGACCUGGCUAUGAACUACAAACAUGGUGACCCGAUUCCCAAGAUUGAAUUCACUGAGGAGGAGAUCAAGACUUGGGGAACUGUGUACCGAGAGCUUAACAAGCUUUACCCAACUCAUGCCUGCAGAGAGUACCUUAAAAACUUGCCCUUGCUCACCAAAUACUGUGGGUACAGGGAAGACAAUAUCCCCCAGUUGGAAGAUGUGUCCCGCUUCCUGAAAGAGCGCACAGGUUUCACCAUUCGCCCCGUUGCUGGCUAUCUGUCACCCAGAGACUUCUUGGCAGGAUUAGCAUUCAGAGUAUUUCACUGCACUCAGUAUGUUAGACACAGCUCGGACCCUCUCUAUACACCAGAGCCCGAUACCUGCCAUGAGCUCCUAGGGCAUGUCCCUCUUUUGGCUGAACCCAGUUUUGCUCAGUUCUCCCAGGAAAUUGGUCUUGCAUCACUUGGCGCAUCAGAUGAGGCUGUCCAAAAACUGGCAACAUGCUACUUCUUCACCGUAGAGUUUGGCUUGUGCAAGCAAGAGGGACAGCUACGAGUUUAUGGGGCUGGCUUGCUCUCUUCGAUUAGUGAGCUCAAGCACUCGCUCUCUGGCAGUGCCAAAGUCAAGCCUUUUGAUCCAAAGGUCACUUGCAAGCAAGAAUGCCUCAUUACAACUUUCCAGGAGGUUUACUUUGUUUCUGAAAGUUUUGAAGAAGCAAAGGAAAAGAUGAGAGAGUUUGCAAAAACCAUCAAGCGCCCAUUUGGUGUGAAAUACAAUCCAUAUACUCAAAGUGUACAGAUCCUGAAGGACAUGAAGAGCAUUGCCAGUGUGGUAAAUGAGCUACGCCAUGAGCUGGACAUUGUCAGUGAUGCCCUCAGCAAGAUGGGCAAGCAGCUGGAAGUUUAACACCCCUGUCAGCAGUGUGGUGCACUUGGCAACUCACUUUUCCCUACUGAUUUCUUUAUAGAAAUGUAAUGUGUUGUAUGCAGAACUCUCUCCUUUACAGAUGGAAGAGUGAAUUGCCCAUGAGGAUAAUAACUUUAUCGUGUUUCUUUGUGUAAAAUCCCUUACAGAAUGUAUUCCCCCAUCCCCUCAGUUAAAAAAAGCCUGGAGCUGCCAUUGAAAAUCUAGUGGGGGAGUAGAGAAAUUGCUAGACUGGAGCAAAAGUGUGGUCUGUGGAUCAGGGCUGGAAUCAGAUGCUGCAGAAGGUGGUUUAUGAGGCAAUAAUGGAAUAAUUCACCACAGGGAAAUGUCUAUUUCUGACUCUAGUAGUCUACGCUACUGAUUUUACAGCAUUGCAGACUUUAUAGCGUAGAAGCUAUAGUAAUCAGUGCUUCUAAGUCUGUGCUUCUAAGUCUGUGCUACUAAGUUUAAAACUCAAAUGAUUACAAUGCAGGUGUCAGGACACAAAUAGCUGGAGGUUCACCAUGAUAAAAUUGAGGAGUCAAAUCUGGCUUUCAAAGGGAUCAUUCUUGACCCCAAAGAAUUGCAAAUGUGUUUGUCAUGUUUCUAGUAUAAGGCAGAGAUACAGAAAUCAUAAUUCUGUUUAUUUUAAAAGAUUUGCUAUCGGCUCAGAGGCUCAAGCUUUUUGUUGCUGUCCAGGUUACUGCACCUGAAGGAAGACCUUUCCUUACAGAAAUACCAUUUGCAUUUUUCCUGAUUUAAUUUAUUUAACAAAAAAUAUAGCAAGCCAUUGGGUACUGACUUAGCAUAAAGCCUAAAACCAUUUCCAAAUUACAAUUUAAUAUUCCAAAUAGUUUCAUCAGUUCUAAAAGAACACCGGAGUUUAAAAUAACAGCCGGAGUUCAUAGUCUAGUCUGCUUUUUGUAAGAGUAAGUAUCCUAUUAAUUGCUUGGUCACUUUAUUAAGUUGUACAAACUGCAUUUUGUUUCUUCUUUACUAGGCCUGAACACCUUCAUUCCCUAUCAAGCAAAUAAGUGAAAAGCUCAAGUGGUUCACGGGAAUUCUAUGGCUAUGAAUGCAACAUACUACCUUGUAGCAUAAAGUGUAAAAGUGUAUUUAAUUCUAAAGCUCACUUUACAAGCGGUGGGAAGCAGUGUCCUGCUGAAUUGUCUGUACCACAUUGUAGCAAACUUCCCAGGUUUCAGGGCUCCACAGUUUCAGCAUCCCACGCAGCUGCACAAAGCUGUGUCCACUGUGGUUUCUGCUGACACUGGCGAUGAAAUGAACGUGUCUACAGGAGAUGACACAUUUGAAUGGAAGGUCUGUGAUGUGCAGGGUGUAUUUAAUACCAUCCUAGAUACUGAUUCUUCACAGGUAGAAUUAUCAGGAAAUUCAGAAUUUGCAGCUGUGGAGGGUCACUGAAAAAAAUGGACUGAAAUCUUAAAUACACUGGAGAUGCUAGUCCCAGGUUUUGAGAACUUGAAAGGAAAUCAGUUUGAGUUUCAUAUGCUUCCUACUAGGCCACAUCUGCUCCAUAAGCAAUCGUUGGCCCAAUCUUUCCAAGUAUAUUUACUGUUUAAAUCUAGUCUAGAUCUUUUUUGCUGUGACUAUUAACCCACUAUAACUUUUUUUUUUUUAAAGGACUUCUAAGACAUAGAAAUACGGUCUACAAUAUUUAUGGCUUACAUUAUGCUUUAAAAUAUAUUUUAGGAGCUUUGUCUUUCUAAAGAAGAAACCUUAUUAGUGAGUAGUAAGGGAGGUUCUACUUUGUCUGCUUCUGUGUUAACAGUUAAUAUUCAGAUGCAUUUUAAAAUACGUUGGGAUUAUUAUGUUGUUGGAACAUACAUAGAUCUGCGUUACUUCCAAUCUUUGUCUGAACUACGUAUACAUUUGAAGUAGGAAUCCUUAUACUUGGUAAAUUAGCACCUAUUUUGAAUACAUUGGAAAACCAGCAAUUGUGUCUUUAUUUGCACUUGUGUAGCAAAAAAUUAAGUAAGCUGCUGAAAGUAAUACAGAGAAGAUGCAUUUCCAACGCGUAUGUUUGGCUUCGUGCACCCAAACCUUCUGGCUAUGUAGAACAGUAAUAAUUUAAAUAUUUUAAACUAUUGUGGAAGCUCUGAAUGCCAGUGAAAUAAACGACUCGGUAAUUA